Molecule: messenger RNA, 3143 nt
Organism: Aspergillus campestris IBT 28561
Lineage: Eukaryota; Fungi; Ascomycota; Eurotiomycetes; Eurotiales; Aspergillaceae
Product: condensin subunit BRN1
Exons: 3
Coding region: 234-2867 (877 amino acids)
Biological process (GO): mitotic chromosome condensation
Cellular component (GO): condensin complex
Molecular function (GO): chromatin binding
Source: RefSeq, a predicted model, not a curated record
CAGCAUCAUCCUCUUCUCCGACAUCACGAUCAUACUCAUCAUACCAACCACAGUCUCCAACAAUACACUUCUUUGAAAAUCUCUCGUCGAUCGCCAUCCACUGGAUAUGAGCCUUCCUCAGUGACCGCUCCCCACCCUCCGUCCCCCUCCCUAUCGUGAUCCAUCCACAUCAACACCCCGCCAGUCCUGGUAGUCUUCCUAUCCCUUACUGCCGGGGUUAAUUAUUCGCAAUCAUGCCCCGCGUGGCUAAUUCCAAGCAUCGCCGCUCCGGCGGUGCUUCCACCCCCCAUAAGAACUCGCCCAUCAAGAUCCCUCUCAAUGAUGAUAUGGGAGAGAAGGCCGCCCGCAUGGAGGCUCGACAAGCCCGAUAUGAUCGUCAGAUGGACCAGAUCAAAGCCGCCGUCAAGACCCCGUUACCCCCCCGCCGAUACACCAGCUACGAUCGCGGCCAAAGUGUGAGUCCGGGCGGCACGCCGCGGGGCUCAGGCAGUCGCCGCCGCGAAAGCGAUGUCAAUGGCCAACGCGCCGUCACCCCCAUGAAGCGCGUACCCAUCCUGGCCAACUUCGAAGAGUGGAUGAAGAUGGCCACCGACAACAAGAUCAAUGCCAACAACUCCUGGAACUUCGCCCUCAUCGACUACUUUCACGACAUGUCCCUGCUCAAGGAGGGCGACGGCGUGAACUUCCAAAAGGCUAGCUGCACUUUAGAUGGCUGCGUCAAGAUUUAUACCAGUCGAGUGGACAGUGUCGCGACGGAAACCGGGAAGCUGCUUAGUGGCUUGGCCGACAGCCGCGACCGAAAGGCGCGCGAAGCCGAUGCCGACGGCGAGGACGGCGAGGACGAAGACGAAGAAGGGACCAGGAAAUCCCGCCGAAAGGCCCGCACCCACGAAGCGACCCUGGCGCCCUCGUUUGCCGCGCUCCAACUGAAAAAGUUCGAACUCGAAUUCUCCGUCGAUCCCCUCUUCAAGAAGGCAUCCGCCGAUUUCGACGAAGGCGGCGCCAAGGGCCUCCUCUUGAACCAUCUGGCCAUUGAUGGCCAAGGGCGAAUUGUGUUCGACAGCAGCGACGAUGCGGCCGAGGAGACCCCGAAAGAGGGGGACGAGUCGCGUGAGUCCUCGGAAGAUCCGGACCAGCAGGGGACUCCCCCGCCGGCCAAGUCGGCCCCGGAGAGUACGUUCGAGGACAGCAUGGAGAUCGACAUCGGCCCCUUAGCCCGCCAAUUCUUUCCCGACCUGGAACGCCUGGAAGCGCAGGACAUUUGUCCCUCGCUCAAGAACUUGGACCUGGGAGAUCCCAGCGGAUCCUUGGAUAUCCCGCUGCUCAAAGCGCCCGAGGAGUGGCGACAGGACAAAGACCCCGGGGAGGACAGCCACAUGAAUGACCCGUCCGGCAUCAUGCUUGAUGAUGACAACGCGGUCGGUUUCGACGACGAUGAUGCGUCCUUGGCGGGCUUUGACCUCAGCGGCGACACGGGUUUCGGCGAUGGCGGCGAGGCCUGGGCGCGUGAAGCGGCCCUGGAGCCGAUGCUCAAGGUCCAUCGCGUGGACCAAGACGGCGAGGAGAAUCCCGACGGCGACGCGUUCGACAACGACGCUUACUCCAUCUCCCUUACGCACCAGCCCGACAAGCGAGACCAUGAGAACAUCCUCAGCUACUUCGAUAACGCGCUCCAGAAGAACUGGGCCGGUCCGGAGCACUGGAAGAUCCGCCGCAUCAAAGAACACACGGCGGCCACCGCGUCCAACGCAGCGCCCAAGCCACGGAAAGAGAAGGAACCUUUCGAGAUCGACUUCAACCUCCCUCUGGACCCGUCCGUUUCCGAGCUGAUAUACACCCCCGCCAGCUCCAACUCCACCAUCUCCCUCCCCAAGACCCAAUGGAAGACCAAAGGGCGCAACCUCCUCCCAGACGACAAGCAUUUUAACUCCCGACAGCUACUGCGUCUGUUCCUGAAGCCCAAGGCCCGGAUGGGUUCCCGGAAGCUGGUCGGCUCCCGGUCGUUCAACCAGCGACGGCAGGACCAGACCUCCGGCCACGGGGAGAUGGACGAGGCGUUCUGGGCCAAUCAUAAGACGGAGGCGAACGAAGGUCCGGAUGAAGGUGCGCCAGGCGCAUACGAUGCGGACUUCUUUGCGGACGACGACGGUCUUGCGUUCCCCAACGGCCUUGGCCUGGGUGACGAUGACGACGACAAUCUGCCGUUUGCCGAUGCCCGCGAGAUGCUGUCGCCGCCGCCCGAUGGGCAACCAGGGGCGGCGACGGGCGACGCGGGCGGGGCCACCGGGCUCAGCGCGCUCCUGAACAUGGUCGGAGCCACCCCGGGUUCUUCCCAACAGGGGGCUGGCGGCUACGGAUCCCAACUAGUCACGCAGGGUGGCCGGAGAGCGCGCCCCGACUACGUGGCAUACGCUCGGGUCGCCAAGAAGGUCGACGUGCGACGGCUGAAGUUGGAGAUGUGGAGGGGGAUGGGAGAGCGGCUCAUCGCCUCGUCCCAGUUCGACUCCGCCUCUUCUGCAGCGGCCGUCUCAAGUCCAGCUCCACCACAGCCAGACGACAGCGGAGCCGACGCACCUCCCAGCUCCUCGCCGCAGGACAAGGGUCUGAUCCCUGGAAGCGAGGGCGCAGAGGACCAGAACCAGUUACGAUUCACGCGCGUCAUGAACGCCCUCAAAACAGUCUACGCCCCGGAGACCCUCCGCGACAUCAGCACCUCAUUCGGAUUCAUCUGCCUACUCCAUCUAGCCAACGAACAAGGACUCAUCCUCAAAAACGACGAUGCCCUCAGCAACCUCGGCGCCGGCAAAUUAGAGGAGAUCUUCAUCGCCAAAGACGCGAACGCCGUCCUCGAAGAAGGAGCAAUGUAAGCGCCGAGGGGUCCAUGUAUAGCCCCCGGACUCCUCAGCUCUAUUCUCCUUUUUCCCUUCGUUGUAUGCUGUAUGAAAGAUGUUGCAUGACCUAUGGUAGUAUACAUGGGUUGCGGUUGGUCGAGUUUGAUUGAUUGAUUGAUUGAUUUAUGUCUGUGGGAAAGGCGUCAUUGGUAUGGCCGUGCUCUCUGGGUUGGGACGGGCGUGGGUUUUCUACUUGAUUUUUACUUUAUUUUAUUUUACUUUAUGAAACUGAACACAAUCCUGAUAUUCAUG